Molecule: messenger RNA, 786 nt
Organism: Torulaspora delbrueckii
Lineage: Eukaryota; Fungi; Ascomycota; Saccharomycetes; Saccharomycetales; Saccharomycetaceae
Gene: SEC62
Product: Sec63 complex subunit SEC62
Exons: 1
Coding region: 1-786 (261 amino acids)
Biological process (GO): post-translational protein targeting to membrane, translocation
Cellular component (GO): endoplasmic reticulum membrane; endoplasmic reticulum
Source: RefSeq, a predicted model, not a curated record
AUGUCUGAAGGUGUAGUUGCCAUAGGGAACCCCCUGGCAGUCGCUAAGGUGCUACGUCAUCAUCCGGAGCUGAAACAGAGGAAGGGACUGUUUGAGUCCAGGCAGAUUGAUUUCUUUCGUUACAAGCGGUUUGUUAGAGCAUUGAAGUCGGAAGAGUAUGCCAAGAAGUCAAAGAACCAGCCUGAUGUUUACCCUGUGGUUGGAGAGGUCGAAGAGAGUGAUGCGCGGGCCCGUAACGUCUUUAUAUCAUUAAUCAGAGCGCAAUUAGUGGUUCCUAGCACAAAACUACACAGUGAAGAGUGUAAGGAGCAUGGACUAACGCCUUCAAAGGAGUUCCCAAAUUUGAUUUUGUCGAAUAAAGCCGUGUUGCAACCAGACGAGUACUAUGUGUGGAAUUACAACCCUAAGACACUGACCGACUAUUUGAUAGUUAUUGGGGUCAUAUCAGCAAUCUUAGCACUUGUAUGCUAUCCAUUAUGGCCAAUGUUCAUGAGACGUGGAAGUUACUACCUGUCUAUGGGUGCACUAGGGCUACUGGGUCUAUUUUUCGCCAUGGCAAUUGUCAGAUUGAUCAUAUACCUUGUAACAUUACCUCUUACAAAAAGCCAAGGUGGGUUCUGGAUCUUUCCCAACCUGUUUGAAGACUGUGGUGUUCUGGAGAGUUUUAGACCGUUUUAUGGUUAUGGUGAGAAAGAAUGCUACAGUUACUUGAAGAAAGUGAAGAGGAAUAAGCGGAAACUUACCAAGAAGGAAAAGGCCAGCGCACAAAAGAGCAGUGCUGAAUAG